Molecule: messenger RNA, 1218 nt
Organism: Epithele typhae
Lineage: Eukaryota; Fungi; Basidiomycota; Agaricomycetes; Polyporales; Epitheliaceae
Product: glycoside hydrolase family 88 protein
Exons: 10
Coding region: 1-1218 (405 amino acids)
Biological process (GO): polysaccharide catabolic process
Molecular function (GO): chondroitin hydrolase activity
Source: RefSeq, a predicted model, not a curated record
AUGCUUCUCGCAAGCCUCUCGCUCUUCGCUCUCUUCGCCCGCCGCGCCGCGGCAGCUGCGUCCCCGUUCGUCGCGCCCCCAGCCGAGCUCUUCUCGCCCCUUAUCGCCAAGAAGGUGCUCGCGACCGCGGAAGCGUUCCCGAGCCCCGCAAUGUACCCGCAGUACACGGACCGCGCCGAGGGCAAGUGGAUUUGGUUCGGUCCUGACUUGUGGACCACCGGCUUCUUCCCCGCGACGCUUUACGCCAUGCACGCCCGCACGAAGCUCUGCCAUCACUCGAGCGUCGGCGACGGGGACCAGUGGCUCGCGCUCGGACGCUCGUGGGCCACACCGGAGAUCCCGCUCAUACACAACAACAUGUACAUCGAGCACGACGUCGGCUUUGUGAGCCAGCCGUUUCGGGACGAGCUUAAGGUAAACCGGGACAACCAAACUGCAAUUUCGGCGGUGAACGGGUUCUCAGACGACCUGGCGGCACGGUUCAGCGAAAUCGUCGGGUGUACGCGUAGCUGGGACACGGCCGACCCUACGGACUUCCAGGUCAUCAUUGACAACAUGAUGAACCUAGAGAUUUUUUUCGCGAACGAAGCCUUGACCGGGAACCACACUCUACGCGACAUGGCCAUUUCUCAUGCCGACAAGACCAUGGCUAACCACGUCCGUCCGGAUGGCGGCUCCUUUCAUGUGGUUGAAUACAACUCGACGACUGGAGUCGUGAUAAAACGGAGGACUGCCCAAGGCUACGCGGACAACAGCACAUGGAGUCGCGGUCAAGCAUGGGGGAUCUACGGCUUCGCGAACAUGUACAAGCGCACACAAAAGUAUGACUACAUCCAAACCGCACGUCGCAUGGCCGACUACUUCCUCGACAACCUCCCCGACGACGGCGUGGUCCCCUGGGACUUCAACGCGCCCCUCGACCCCCCACGUCCCGCGGACUCGUCUGCGGCGAUGAUCGCCGCGAACGGCCUCCUCCUCCUCGCAGAACAGGAGACCUCCAUCUUCAACCCCGUUGGCGCUACGCGCUACACCAACGCUGCCAUCAGGCUCAUCCGCGACAACACCAGGCUGGCGUGGGCGCCGACGUGGCAGAGCUUAUUGUCGAACGGCACUGUCAACAACCCGCAGCACAAUAACCUGACCGGGAUCAUAUACGGCGACUACUACUUCAUCACUGCUGGGAACACGCUCGUCGAGAGAGGGCUCGCGAGCUGCUGA